GGCAUCGGGAAUGGAAGCUGAGGGGAUAGAGAGAAACUAAGGCCGGUUACAGAGAUGCUGAGAUGAGAUAGCAGGAAGCUGGCUUCCCAAGCAACCGGCUGUAGGCUGCUUGGGUUCCCCAGGGAUCCGAGGGAAGCCGCCUAACCCCACAUGUGGCCUCAUUCUCGUGGAGCCAGGCCUUGGGCUAACGCUUUGAUAGGAAAUGACUCAGAAAUCAUGGCUCGGUGGUGCCUAUAUGGGCUUCCCAACGGCCCUACCAUAUCAUGGCGAGAACUGUGGAGACUGGGCUCCCUGCAUUAUGUACGGCCCCUCUCACCUCCAGCCCUGAGCCGCAGGGACCGUAGACACUUAAGGAGGAAGGUAAAGGCACCAUCCUGAAUCCCGUAAGGUACCGUAGGUGACUGGAGACAAGAUCCAGAGGCUUUGGAUAGCAUGGAGAUGUUGCCACCUUCAGGUUUUGUCGGGCUGGUUCCUCCCUCCCACUUCCAAGCGCGUCCUCUUUCCACUCCACCAAGACUGGCCCCGACCUGGGCUUCAGACACUCCCCUGGCCCGACCCAUGGCCGGCCACGAUGUCUUAGAGAGACGGCUAGGUGCCCAGAGGCCCACAGUGACCCUGUGGGAAGACGAUGCCUGUGGCGAAGGGCAGGGGCCAGGACGGAAAGGCAGGUCUCUGGAGCUGGGGAUCUCGGGUGCCCUGAGCCACCAGGCUGAACUGAUCUCCAGGCAGCUCCAAGAGUUGAGGCGUCUGGAGGAGGAGGUCCGAGCCCUGCGGGAAACCUCCCUGCAGCAGAAGAUGAGGUUGGAGGCUCAGGCAGUGGAGCUGGACGCCCUGGCAGUGGCAGAGAAGGCUGGCCAGGCUGAGGCGGAGGGCUUGCGCGCAGCCCUGGCCGGAGCCGAAAUGGUUCGGAAAAACCUGGAGGAGGGGGCUCAAAAGGAGCUGAAGGAAAUUCAGAGCCUGCACCAAGAGCAGCUCUCCUCCAUGGCACAGGCUCACCAGAAGGCUCUUGCCAAUUUGACCAGCAAGGCUGAGGGCUUGGAGAAGUCCCUGAACAGCCUGGAAAUGAAGCGGGCGGAGGAAGCCAAGCAGCUGGCCGCGGCCCGGAAGGACACGGAGCUCCUCAGGAGCCAGCUGAGCAAGACCCAAGAAGAGCUGGAAGCUCAGGUGACCUUGGUGGAAAGUCUGAGGAAGUAUGUGGGGGAACAAGUCCCUCCCGAGGUUCACAGCCAGGCAUGGGAGCUGGAACGAAAGGAGCUCCUAGACACGGUGCAGCACUUGAGGGAGGACCGGGCUGACCUUCAGGCCACCGUGGACUUACUGCAGAUACGAGUGCAGAGCCUCACGCACAUGCUCGCCCUCCAGGAAGAGGAGCUGACCAGGAAGAUCCAGCCUUCAGACGCCCUGGAGCCUAAGUUCCCUAAGAAGUACCGGUCGCUGCUGCGCUGCUGGCGGGAGAAGGUGUUUGUCCUCAUGGUGCAGCUCAGGGCCCAGGACCUGGAGCACAGGCACUCCAUGCAGCAGCUGCAGGACCAGGUAGCAGAGCUCCAGGAACAAGUGGCCGCCCAAAGCCGGGAGCAAGCCAUCUUGCAGCGUGCCCUACAAGACAAAGCUGCGGAGGUGGAGGUGGAGCGGAUGAACGCCAAGACCCUGCAGGUGGAGCUGAGUCGGGCUCAGGAGGCCGGGCAGCGGCAGAAGCAGCAGACCGCCUCUGCUGAGGAGCAGCUCAAGGCCGUGGUCGCUGCUGUAAACAGCACUCAGGCCGACCUCCAUAACAUGAUGACCAGGGUGGACCAGGCCGUAGCCCGGAUUCCCAGCCUCAGCAACCGGCUCAGCUAUGCUGUCCGGAAGGUCCACACCAUUAAGGGUUUGAUGGCUCGAAAACUGGCCCUUUCUCAGCUGCGCCUGGAGAGCUUGUCCCCAGUCCCACCUGCACCCCAACCGGAUGCAAACCUGAGCCUUGAGUUGGAACAGCUACGGGAAGAACGGAACCGCCUGGACGCCGAGCUGCAGCUGAGCGCCCACCUCAUCCAGCAGGAGGUGGGCCGGGCGCGGGAGCAAGGGGAGGCAGAGCGCAGGCAGCUGAAUGAGGUGGUCCAGCAGCUGGAGCAGGAGCUGCAGCGUGCCCAGGAGUCCCUGGCCAGCGUGGGGCAGCAGCUGGAGGUGGCCCGACAGGGCCAGCAGGAGAGCACGGAGGAAGCUGCCAGCCUCCGGCGGGAGCUGACGCAGCAGCAGGAGAUCUAUGGGCAAGCUCUGCAAGAGAAGGUGGCGGAGGUGGAAACUCGGCUGCGGGAACAGCUCUCAGACACAAAGAGGAGGCUGAAUGAGGCCCGGAGGGAGCAGGCCAAGGCCGUGGUUUCCUUGCGCCAGAUCCAGCACAAGGCCACUCGGGAAAAGGAGCGCAACCAGGAGCUCCGGCGCCUGCAGGACGAGGCCCGGAAGGAGGAGAGCCAGCGGCUCGCUCAGCGCCUGCAGGAGCUGGAGCGCGACAAGAACCUUAUGCUGGCCACCUUGAAGCAGGAGGGUCUCCUCUCCCGUUACAAGCAGCAGCGUAUGCUGGCCGUGCUUCCCUCGAGAACGCAGAGGAAGCCCGCGGGGUGCAGCCCCCAGCCCGCCAAGUCCCCAGAGCUGGAGUCUUCAGCAGCCGAAACAUCCGAGGAGUGUAUAAAAGCGUCCUGUGUGUCAGGCUCAUCAGGGUCGCUGGCUGUCCUUUUCGAAAACCUGCACGGCCUGAGCGAGGCCAUUUCCAGAGAGGAUGCUCUUUGUCAGGAAGAUGACGUGGCCGCUCAGAGCCCUUCUCCUCCGGACCAUUGCUGAGCGGGGCCUGAAUCCCCGCCUGGACCCGGACUCCUCAGGAGGGCUGGAGUGGGAGGACACAGGGCAGGGGCCAGCCUGUCCCUGUUGCCCAGCAAGCCUUGGGACCCAGCUUCCACCACGUCUGAAUUCCACAAUAAAGAUGGCUGUGGUGGGCACCUUGCUUGGAGACGUC
Messenger RNA from Acomys russatus (golden spiny mouse), 2986 nucleotides. RefSeq names its product coiled-coil alpha-helical rod protein 1 (gene Cchcr1). Gene Ontology annotation, biological process: protein export from nucleus; cell differentiation. The record is from RefSeq and is a predicted model, not a curated record. The transcript has 18 exons. NCBI's taxonomy places the organism in Eukaryota, Metazoa, Chordata, Mammalia, Rodentia, Muridae. Gene Ontology annotation, cellular component: centriole.